Messenger RNA from Phalaenopsis equestris, 2230 nucleotides. RefSeq lists its product as uncharacterized. NCBI's taxonomy places the organism in Eukaryota, Viridiplantae, Streptophyta, Magnoliopsida, Asparagales, Orchidaceae. The transcript has a single exon. The coding region runs from base 625 to 1941 and encodes 438 amino acids. The record is from RefSeq and is a predicted model, not a curated record.
AGCCGCCGGGUGGUUAUCGAAUGGGUUCGCUUUCGCGGUGCAUAGUUCAUUGAACCGAACCGCUACAACUCUCCCUCCCACUGUCGACAAAAUCGGCACGCACAAUCAGAGUAGGUGAAGGUGGCGAUUCAGAAAUUCUCCUGUGGCGACCACAUUUCCGCCAUGAUUUCCUCCCGAAUUCCUGUUCCGGUUCUCUUCGGUGAUGGUUAGAGUUUUCGUCUUAAGCUCAUUUCGUUCCAGAUGUGUCUUUUGCUGCUCUGAUUUGUCGUAGUUCUAAUUUAUUUAUUGAAAUUUGUGGAGAAAUCUGAAAUCAUAAGGGAUUCACAUGGGUUUUGGUGUAUGAGACCAAGGGAGAGAUUUUUCUUCGAUCCUAUCAUGUUUUAACUUGUCUCGUUCGUGUCCUUUUUUCCCCUCUGAGAUUUAGGGGAUUUUGCUCUUGGUGCACGAAUUCCGGGGAUUAAGCCAGUAUCUGUUUAAUGGAGAUUGAAUAAAAAAGGAUAAUAAUAUUUCUUCUAUCGCGUGUUAGUUAUUGGUUACAAUUUAACCGAUAAAACUGAUCAAUCUAUUAGAAGGGAGUGAGAGGAAAACAGGAUUUGAUUUUGUUUAAUUUGAAGCUUUUUCUUCAUGGAUGCGAAUUUAGCUUCAGGUAAUAUGAUCCCUGGUGCUUCGUAUGGGGUAAUAGAUCUCCAAGGCUCCAUGCACAUGCAUCACCAUCAAAACCCAAAUGCAUCCUUUCACCAUCAUUUACAACAGUCAGGCCAUUGUCAACGUCAGGGCUCACUGAUGCAUCCUCCUAUGCAUGAUGUUUUCCCACUGCAAAUUAAUCAUAUGAAAGACUGCGAUCAACAACUGGUUCAGCCCAUGAUGGAUUAUGACAAGAAGGGAGAGUGCUGUAAGAACUCUGCAAGUGAUGAUGAUGAACUGAGCUUGAACACUGAUGAUGGUGUUCUUUGCCAGAACGAAGCUGGAAAGGGGAAUAAAGGCUCUCCUUGGCAAAGAAUGAAGUGGACUGAUUUAAUGGUUAGGCUUUUAAUUACCGCUGUUUCUUAUUUAGGAGAAGAUGCCUUGUCUGAGUGCACUAGCAGCGGGAGAAGAAAGGCUUCCUUAGUGCAGAAGAAAGGAAAAUGGAAAUUGAUAUCAAAGGUUUUGGCUGAGAGGGGAUUCUAUGUAUCUCCUCAACAGUGUGAGGACAAGUUCAAUGAUCUCAACAAAAGGUAUAAGAGGCUUACUGAUAUUCUUGGUAGGGGAACAUCCUGCAAAGUUGUGGAAAAUCCAGCGCUUUUGGAUUUGAUGAGCCAUAUUCCUGAUAAGGCUAAGGAUGAUGUGAGGAAGAUUUUGAGUUCAAAGCAUCUUUUCUAUGAAGAGAUGUGCUCUUACCAUAAUGGUAACAGGUUGAAUUUACCAGCUAAUCCAGCUCUUAAGCGUUCAUUGCAGUUAGCUAUGAUGAGUAAAGAUGAUCAUGAAACAAAGAGGGGUGUAAAUGAUGAGCUUGAUGUGGCUAAUCAUGGAGAUUCAGAGGAUGGGGAAGAAGAUCCAGAGGAUAACCAUAGGGAUAUUGGAGGAUCAUGUUUUCACAAGAGAGUGAAGCAUGGAGAAGAAAUGUCCUUUACAAACUCGUUGGGUUCUCAGGAUUUCAACAGAAGGACUGACCCAAUGGCUGCUCACACGGAUGCUAGCUAUGCGCUGCCAGAAGGUCCUAAGGCUGCUUGGUUACAGAUGGAGAUGCUGAGGUCUCGCUCAAUUCAGCUGGAAGAGCAGAGUCUGCAUAUCCAAUCUCAGAUGUUGGAACUUGAGCAGCAGCGGCUUAAAUGGCAACGUUUUAGCAAGAAGAAGGACAAGGAAUUGGAUAAGAUGAGGAUGGAGAACGAAAGGAUAAAGCUUGGUAAUGAAAGAUUGUCAUUAGAUUUGAAGCAUAAACAGCUGGAGCGUGGACUAAAUUGAAAUAUCAAAUCCACAUUUUUAUCAGAGCUAUAAUGUCUCAAUCUACUGGUUUUGAAACCUGACGAUAAUGCUAAGUAAACCUAAGAAAACUGCCUACUUGUAGAUUUUUUUUGUCUUGUCACAAUUCAGUGGCUCUUAGAACUAUCAUAUUGGACUUGCUUUAGUAGAUAUUGGUUAUCAUAGCAUGUUCUCGGUCAUAUAUUGAAGAAGAUGAAUCGAUUUUUAUUCUGGCAUCAUUUUCUUCUGGAAAGCAGUGUAUGAUUGAAGUGCGUUAAUCUUUUUUAUUUCA